CUCGUUCGGUGGCACAUUCGGUGGCGCUCGUCGCAGAAAAGGCAUGCAGAGAAAAUCUAGAAAGUAGUGGCUGAAAAAAAGCAAGAGGCAGCCAGCCCAAGCAGAGGAAAAUUCUGGGGAAAAAUCGAAAAGGAGGCGAUAUUGAAACGGAUGGGAGCGUAUUGUAUUAUCCUCGCUGCAGUAUUAUCCUCGGAUCGAAGCGAAUCGAAUCGAAAUCGAAUUGAACACGGGCUCGGGCCUGUGUGUGUGAGUGCCAGUUCGAGUGUGUGUGAGUGUGCGGAGUACAUAUGUAAUAGGGCCAUGAAGUUUUAUUGAAAAACGAGGCAGAGACAAGGCGAAAAGGCCAUAAGAAUUGGGCCCCUAAACCCCCCGUCGAAAGCCCCGAAAACCCCGACACGCCCCUUUUGCAAAGGAAGAAGUGUAGCUGUGAAAAAUGCCCCAUGCAAAAACUGUGCCCAUGUGGCUCCGAAUGGGAGUCACCCAUUUGGUAACGUGCAGCUGAAAAAAUUCCCAAAUCACAAAUCUGUUGAGCGAAAAUCAAAGAGGGCCGCCGAGUAAAAACCACACAGCUAACCCAUAUAUCCUUUAUAUACACCUCUAUAUAGACGGGCAAAAAAAAGAAAUAAAGAAGAAAAAUACGAAGAAAAUCAUUUGCGGUGACAAAAACAAAACGCUGUGUGCGAAAAUCGGGCCAAAAUGUGCGAGCGUGAGCGUAAAGUGCGUGGGUGUGUGUGAAAGGUGUAAAAAAUGUACAUUCUGUGAAUUGGCCACAUAAAAAAACGAGUAACGAGUGUAACGACAGACGUUAUAUUUAGAGCCGAUUCGUAGUUCUUGUUUUUGUUGCCAUUCCCUCUGUUUGCCACCAAACAAAAAAAAAAAAACGAAACCAAAAACGAAAACGAAAAAAAAAAUACAAGGCAAAAACGGAAGGCCGCAAAAUGCCCAGAGAUCUCGACUCCGGCUCCGAAUCCGAAUCCAAAUCCGAUUCCGUCUCCGCUUCCGACUCCGGCGAUUCCGGCGUUGGCAAUAUUCCCGGACAGCAAAAGCAAAAGCAGAAGCAGAAGCAGCAUCAACAGCAGCAGCAGCAGCAAAAGCAAAAGCAGAAACAUCUGAAGCACCAGCAUCAGCACUUUUACCAGCAUACCACGCGACCACCCACGCUGUGAAUCUCCCCCAUCAGAUCUUCAGCACCUGCCAAUCGCCACUGUAAUUAGACGCAUAUAAUCCACAAAUCAAUAAUAAUCACCAAAUCAGCAAAUUGCUGAUAACGUAAACAAGUGGCAAUAACAUAGAAUAAAUUAAAAGCGGUCCGCAAAGGUUCGAAAGGCCAAAAGUGAAAGCCAAUCCGGAGUGAAGGCAGUGCAAAGUCAACAACUUGUGGGAGUCAAGAGCUCGAGCUCGAGUCCUCCAGUCCCCGAAUCCUGCCGGUGUGUGUGUUUGGUGGUGUUGGUGUGCGCGGUUGUGUGU
Messenger RNA from Drosophila ficusphila, 1467 nucleotides. RefSeq names its product ell-associated factor Eaf-like. Lineage: Eukaryota; Metazoa; Arthropoda; Insecta; Diptera; Drosophilidae. Bases 939 to 1166 code for a protein of 75 amino acids. The record is from RefSeq and is a predicted model, not a curated record. The transcript has 2 exons.